AUUUGCCCUCACCGAAAGGAUCAUUUGCAGUUUUGCCCCCUAUGACCUUUAGUACCAUCUAUAUUUAUUGCCUGUUCCAUUUGAUUUCACCUUUAAAGGUCACUGGAAAUAUCAAAACAGAGACAGCUCAAUCAUGGCGGUGCUUCCUUAUUCUGUUACUUUUCUUCUCCUAUCUCUUACACUCUGCAACCAUAGCAAAUCGCAAUCAUUCAUAGGCGUGAACUAUGGCCAAGUUGCAGACAACCUCCCACCGCCAUCGGCCACGGCAAAGCUCCUCGAAUCAACCGCAAUACAAAAGGUCAGGUUAUACGGCUCCGACCCAGCUAUAAUCAAAGCCUUAGCCAAUACCGGAAUCGGAAUAACCAUUGGUGCCUCAAAUGGCGAUAUUCCCUCGCUAGCCUCCGAUCCUAACUUUGCCACGAACUGGGUCAAUACCAACGUGGUCCCAUUUUAUCCAGCUAGCAAAAUCAUCCUCAUCACCGUCGGCAAUGAGGUAAUGUCCUCCAACGACCAAAAUCUCAUGACAAAGCUCUUACCAGCAAUGCAAAAUGUCCAAAAUGCGCUCGACGCCGAGUCCCUUGGAGGCAAGAUUAAGGUGUCUACGGUUCACUCAAUGGCAGUGCUGAAGCAAUCAGAGCCACCAUCUAUUGGAAGCUUCGAUCCUAGUUAUGGAGAUUUGAUGAAAGGAUUAUUAGCAUUUACCAAUGCCACGAAUUCGCCUUUCGCAAUCAAUCCGUACCCGUAUUUUGCUUACAGGAGUGAUCCAACGCCGGAGACUUUGGCUUUUUGUCUUUUCCAACCGAAUGCAGGACGUUUUGAUGCAAAUACAAACAUUAAUUACAUGAACAUGUUUGAUGCUCAAGUAGACGCUGUUCAUUCUGCUUUGAGCUCCAUGGGAUUUAAGAAUGUUGAGAUUGUGGUGGCAGAGACUGGAUGGCCUUAUAAGGGAGAUGACAAUGAAGUAGGACCAAGUAUUGAGAAUGCUAAGGCUUAUAAUGGUAAUUUAAUUGCACACCUUAGAUCAAUGGUGGGUACUCCAUUGAUGCCUGGGAAAUCAGUAGAUACAUAUCUGUUUGCUUUAUAUGAUGAAGACUUGAAACCUGGACCUGGUUCAGAGCGAGCAUUUGGACUUUUCAAGCCUGAUCUUACCAUGAUUUAUGAUAUUGGCCUCUCCAAGAGUAAUCAGGCGCCUUCUACGCCAAAAACUCCUUCGGUGAGUCCAUCACCAACUCCAAACCAAGCAACAUGGUGUACGCCCAAGGCUGCUGUCUCAGAUGCCAAAUCGCAGGCAAAUCUGGAUUAUGCUUGUGAAAAUGGGAAGGAUUGUAGUCCAAAAAAACCAGGCGGGACUUGCUUUGAGCCACAUAUAGUAGCAUCACAUGCUGCUUAUGCUAUGAAUUUCCCAACUUGUGCGGUCCUUCUGUGGAUAGUGAUUUUCAAAGCCUAAUAGGACCAGAAAUCCUAUCUCCAGAUGAAAAUGUAAGCUUAUUGCAACCUAAAACCUGUUAUGGAACAGAAAGUAAACACUGCCUUAUAAACUUGGACAAACUGCAAGACAAUACUGUCUGUAAAAAUUCUUACCUCUAUAGUGGUCGGCUAAUUUGGGUGGUGCAGUUAUCAACAGCGACAUAUGUUCAACAAGGCCAAGAAACUAAUUUUGUCAUCGACAAACACAGAACCCAUAUCGGAUCCCUUAAUCGUAAGUAGAACAGCACAUUUAAUUUUUCCCUUUUCAGACUACUGCUUUUCUUGUCUAUAUAAUUGCCGAGUCAUAAAAAAGAACAGAGUUGGUAAUUAUUCCUCACUAACAUACUCGGCUUCAUUUAACA
Messenger RNA from Jatropha curcas, 1829 nucleotides. Its product is annotated as glucan endo-1,3-beta-glucosidase 7. Lineage: Eukaryota; Viridiplantae; Streptophyta; Magnoliopsida; Malpighiales; Euphorbiaceae. Gene Ontology annotation, biological process: carbohydrate metabolic process. The record is from RefSeq and is a predicted model, not a curated record. Gene Ontology annotation, molecular function: hydrolase activity, hydrolyzing O-glycosyl compounds.